Messenger RNA from Gasterosteus aculeatus aculeatus (three-spined stickleback), 4574 nucleotides. Its product is annotated as selenocysteine insertion sequence-binding protein 2. Gene Ontology annotation, biological process: selenocysteine incorporation. Lineage: Eukaryota; Metazoa; Chordata; Actinopteri; Perciformes; Gasterosteidae. Gene Ontology annotation, cellular component: ribonucleoprotein complex; mitochondrion. The record is from RefSeq and is a predicted model, not a curated record. Gene Ontology annotation, molecular function: ribonucleoprotein complex binding; selenocysteine insertion sequence binding; mRNA 3'-UTR binding.
CACCAAAUGCCCCUUGUCAAGAUUAGGUAUUUGGAAAUGAAAAAAAGAAAACAAAAAUAAUAUCGGACACCCGCGCGUUAAUUAUGAAUUCAGAAACUUUGCACGCAACGUAAACAUCAGCUGUUCCAGGGCGGCUCGACGACAGCUAGCUGCUAGCAGCUAACUAGCUGCUAUGACACAAGUUGCUUAGCCCGGCUAGCCGACGCACUGUUGAGUUCGACACAUGUGGCCCCGUCGUAACGGGGAGGUGACCGAGUGAACAGGCGGAUAUGUGACUGCAUUUAGGGAAAGCUGAAGAUGGAAAGGGGGGGGAAACCGUCCCCUGCUGCCCAGUCCCGUGAGCCCAAACAACUGAGGAAACCGGGAAAUGAUUCUGCUGAGUCACACACGGACGCACCAGCAGCUCCCAUUUCACCAAAUCCAUAUCCGUCCGAUCAGAGUUUAAGAGGGAACGCAAGGAGUUCGGGUCCGAGCCGAAGGCAGCGCGCAUCAGAUGCAAGUGGAGUGCCUGCAGGAAAGUGGGUGGAUGUGUCAAGGGGUCACGGCUACAGCGGCGGCCGGCCUGUUCGAGACACCGGGGAUGAUUUCCUGCAGAGAGGCAGGUCCUCGCGGGGUCCUCAAGCUAAGACGUCAAAAGGCAAUAGUGGUGUUCAUGCUGAAGGCAGAGUUGUGGGCAAGAACUCACUGGAUCCACAGCAAAAAGGGCUUCGAGGGGGAAGAUCUCUCCCGAACUCUGCAGAGCCGGACUUGGUCCCAUUCGAAGUGAAGAUGACAGACUUUCCCGAGUUAGCUGUCGGUUCACUGGGAAAAGGGGAUCCGCCUAUUCAGAAAGAGAGCCGGGGUCCAACCAUUCCGUCCUCGAGCCCCCAAAUGCGGAUAGCGGCAUCUUCCUGGAAGUCUGUGAGGAAAGGACCCCCAACGCAAACUGACCCCCGACAAACUGGCAAUAAUGAUGUGCCAGAUUCUCCCGCCGAGUCACCAGGUCAUCUGGGCGGAACGUCCUGGGCCAAUGUUGCCUCUCAGCCUCCAAAGAAACCUGUCCCGAAAGAGAAGACAAUCAAUGAGCAGACAGAGGAAACGGCUGCACAGCGGGAGGAGGGAGCUCCGGGGAAGAGAAAACGCAAGAAAAAGAAGAAGGCUAAAGGUGCUGUUGAAGAUGCAGAAGAGGAGUCAGAGGAGCCAGCAAUGUAUCAGGAGCUUCCAAAAUUUGAGGAUGAAGAGGAGUUUCCAGGUUUGUCUCCUGCUGUGACCAGAACUGAAAGAUUGAAAACCAGCAGCUAUGCAGCAAAACUAUGCAAUGAGGAAAACCAAAGAGAAGGUGUUCAGCGUCAGUCUGCAGACCACAAGGAAAAAGCACCUGCAGAGACGCAUAAGAAAGGACAGAAAGUUGAAAAGGUUUCUGGCAAGAAAAGCAAAGUUCCCGUUCAGCUGGACAUCGGAAACAUGUUGGUCGCCCUCGAAAUGAAGCAAUCCCAAAAAGUAAAGCCGGACGCCAAACCGGUCAUUCUCUCAGUUGGUGGCGGACUGACCGUUGUCCAGAAGCAGAAGAAGCUGCCCUCGCACCAGGAUAAAAUUGCACACAAUCCUCUGGACUCCACCUGCCCUUUGGUAAAGAAAGGCAAGCAGAGAGAGGUGCCCAAGGCCAAGAAACCCUCCCCUCUCAAAAAGGUAAUUUUGAAAGAACGGGAGGAGAGGAAACUAAAACGUCUGCUGGAAGAGAGGGGACUGCCUUUGGAAUGCGAGUUCACACCUGCUAAUGAUGGUGAUGUUGAUGCUGCAGAAGAAGGAGGACCGGUCGAAACAAAUGCCACAGCCUCCGAUGAGGUUGGAAGUCCGAAAGAAGAACUUGAGGAUCGGUCCGACUUUAACGGCGCAGAGCAGGUGGUGAACAAGGCUGACGAAGAGGCCGACAAAGACAAAAUCGUGGAGCAACGGACCAUCUCACCUGUGCCCUGCCCAGCCAGUCGACCCAAAAUCCACAGCAGAAAGUUCAGAGAUUAUUGCAGUCAGAUGCUGAGCAAAGACGUGGAUGAAUGUGUGACGGCUCUCCUAAAGGAGCUGGUUCGUUUCCAGGACCGCCUGUACCAAAAGGACCCCAUGAAGGCCCGCAUGAAACGACGCAUUGUGAUGGGGCUCAGGGAGGUUCUGAAGCACCUCAAACUCAGGAAGGUCAAGUGUGUCAUCCUCUCGCCCAACUGUGAACGCAUCCAGUCCAAAGGCGGCCUGGACGAGGCUCUUUACACCAUCAUCGACACCUGUCGGGAACAGGGCGUCCCGUUCGUGUUCGCCCUCUCCAGGAAAGCUCUAGGUCGCUGCGUCAACAAGGCCGUGCCUGUCAGCCUGGUGGGCAUCUUCAACUACGAUGGUGCACAGGACUUCUACCAUAAGAUGAUCGAGUUGUCGUCUGAGGCCAGGAGAGCCUACGAGGUGAUGGUGUCCAGCCUGGAGCAGACGGGCCAGGCGGACCCGGAGAGCGUUGAGGAGAAGCUGCAGAUCAGCAGCGCGGCUGAGGAAGCUGAGCUCGGACGUGACAUCACACCGCCAGAGGAGCCAGAGUACAUGAAAAUCUGGAAGAAAAUGCUGGAGAAGGAUUACAACCACAAAUUCCUGAACUUUGAGGAGCAGUUGAGCUCCAUGCACUUGGACAGUGUAUGUGCCGAAAACACGGAUGAAGAUGACAAGAGUUGACAGUGCCGAACCCCUCUGUGCCUACACGAUGAAUGGAGCAACUGAUCACCAACUCUGAAGAAACUAAAACGGACUCAAUCACACGUCCAGAUAACACAAGCUGCUCCGCUGCAGUGGUUGUCUACCUGAAGAUUUUUGUAAGGAAAUGAUUAUGUUGCUAUGGUUUACAAUUAUUAUUUUUUUCUUAUUUUUAAAUAGAUUGAACACAAAAUAAUUAUUCAUUAUCAAACUUAAGAAAUGUUCUGUUUUAGUUCAAGAUAAUUAGGUAGAGCUAUGUACUUUAAGCGUGUGUGGGGGUUAAAAACUGGAGAUAUUUAAUCAGGACAAGACCACUAAUCCCUAAAUAUGAACUUUUAAACAUGUGGUCUGUGAACAAGACCAGAGGGUGUGCAGGUCUUUAUGCACUGAAUGUAUCUACAGUGUAUCAAUACUAAGAAGUUCUCAGUGGAGCCAUUAAGGAGCAUUCUGUUUUUAUCUUAUUAAUUCAGUCAGGUUUAAUGCAUGUCAAGGUUCUGGCCUCUUUGGUCCUUUUUUGUUUUGGGCUUUGGAGAGAUGAAGGAGGACAUGGAGGGAGACAGCAUUCAUGCAGCAAAGGCCCUCAGCGUUGCAGUUACUCUAAUUGAGGGCCAAUAAGAUAAGAUAAGAAAAACUGUGGGAAAGACUUUCAUGUUGGAUUUGUAACAGUCACACGUACAGUUUGAACACAGGUAUUUUUGCUUUGAAUUUGCUUGAAGUUUUUCUCAGUGUUUUUGGAACCUUAUUGUUAAUAUAAUUGGUGAAGGUUUACUUCACGUUAAGAACCUGAUUUUUCUAAGAUUCACAAAGAUAGUGAUAGACUCCUCACUUAUUUCCGUACGAUGUUUCACAGCCUCAAAAUCUAAUUAAACCUUAUUUGACCCUUUUUCUUAAACUCUAAACUCAACAUGUCAUGGUAGCUAUGUUUUUUUUAAUCUUGAUUGCACUACAUAGUAGAGCCUGUGUUUUUUAUUUUUAUUUGUAUGAGACUACCAAAGUACUAAACAUUUCAUAUAGUACUACUUGUGAUAGAUGUAAAUUGUAGCGAUUUUCUUUAAUAGGAAAGACAAAAAAAUGUUUAACAUCAUCUGCUGUUUACUUGAAAAAGCUUUUCUCAUUUGUUUUGUUGUUCCACAUAGUGAGGAAUAAAAAAAAAAGUAAAAAAUAUAAUAAAAGCUAGGUGACAGUAUGCAUUAAAAAAAAGACAAAUAACUAUUUGAAACUUUAACAGACCGUCGAGGAGGGAAGACAUUUGAUCUGAAGAUCACAUGUGGUUGUGCAUAUUGCGGUUAUAAGAUUGAGUUAAUGCAAGAUGCACUUGAUAACCCGCUGAAGUCCUGUUAAUGUUAGAGGACAGAUGGUUUACAGGAAGUAGACCAUUGCUUUUGUUUCUCUUAAGUUUUGCUUCGGAUCAAAUAAACAAAACUUGACGUCUUAAUUAGCUCAGCUAGAAGACAGAAAUGUUCAAUUCCCCCCACCAGUGAAUAAGCGUAUUUCACAUAACAUCAAACUUUCUUUAAAUUCUACACCGUAGUUCAAAACUUCUGUAGUAAUGAGAAAUGAAAACUGAAAAUGAAAUAACAUUUUUUUUAAAUGCUUGAUGACGAAAAAUUAAAAGAUUCUUCCAGAUUUAGCUCUAUUUAACCCUCGGAUAUAAAUUAUUGUUGCUAGAUGGACUGUAGAAUGUAUAUUUCCUAUGAGAAUCUAGAUAGAACCAAUACUACAAAAAGGAACAACAAGGAAAGCGUGAACAUUCAAAGUCGAAUCAGGGCCGUUCUAAUUUCUCCUUUGAGCUGAAAUGAAUGCACAGUGUAUGCAGAGUUUACUAAGUGAGUGAAUGUGGGUCAUUAAUAAACAGACAAAUGAAUUGA